Molecule: messenger RNA, 348 nt
Organism: Coniosporium apollinis CBS 100218
Lineage: Eukaryota; Fungi; Ascomycota; Dothideomycetes
Exons: 2
Coding region: 1-348 (115 amino acids)
Source: RefSeq, a predicted model, not a curated record
AUGUGCCGGGACAACAAGGGUGGCAACAAAGAGACUUGGCACCAACAACCGCUGCGCGGUUGUGUCAACAUAGACUCUAGCACCCGCUCCGUCUAUCUUGCAAAGAGUCCGGGACAGAGGAUGUUCGCAUUCAGCUCCUCCGGCUGUGUUCCAGGGCAGCACAAAGAGAACUACAUGGGCGAGAUUGGCACUGAGCCGCCUUGCAAAGACAUCUACGACACCUUCAGUCAGGCUCCUAUUGCGAGCCUCCUUCUCGAUGUCAACGGCUGGUGCAACUUUCAGAACUUCAUAACCAAUGAGGACAACCUCGAGAACAUUCUGGAGAUCCUCGCGGAGGCUACGACCUAG